Scaptodrosophila lebanonensis is the source of this 379-nucleotide messenger RNA. Its product is annotated as U6 snRNA-associated Sm-like protein LSm8. Gene Ontology annotation, molecular function: RNA binding. NCBI's taxonomy places the organism in Eukaryota, Metazoa, Arthropoda, Insecta, Diptera, Drosophilidae. The transcript has a single exon. Gene Ontology annotation, cellular component: precatalytic spliceosome; U6 snRNP; U4/U6 x U5 tri-snRNP complex. Bases 49 to 336 code for a protein of 95 amino acids. The record is from RefSeq and is a predicted model, not a curated record. Gene Ontology annotation, biological process: mRNA splicing, via spliceosome.
AUGUUUGGCUAGCAAUUUGCAUCGUUUGUAAUCAUUUAAAAGUGCACCAUGUCUGGUUUGGAAUCGUAUAUUAACCACACAGUGUCAAUAAUUACAGCCGAUGGACGAAAUUUUAUUGGCACCCUUAAGGGCUUUGACCAGACCACUAAUAUUAUCAUAGAUGAAUGCCACGAGCGCGUCUUCAGCACAACGGCAGGCAUUGAACAAAUUGUGCUAGGUUUACAUAUCAUACGCGGUGACAACAUAGCUGUAAUUGGAUUAAUAGACGAGGCCAUAGAUUCACGUUUGGAUCUGCAGAAUAUACGCGGUGAGCCGCUGGGUCCGGUCGUGCACUGAUAUGUUUAAAAAUAAAAUGCGUAUGCAUAAGUACAUAUAAAAA